Soboliphyme baturini is the source of this 390-nucleotide messenger RNA. Lineage: Eukaryota; Metazoa; Nematoda; Enoplea; Dioctophymatida; Soboliphymatidae. The record is from the annotation of a GenBank genome assembly.
AUGUUUGUCGAGAAACUUCGUGGCACUACUCCUCGACUUCUAGACGAGACGACCCUUGGGGCAGCAGUGGCUGCUGAAGAGUGUGCGGCGAUCAGCGACGAACAGCGCAAUCGCAGGUUCAGCGACAAGUUUCACAACUUCAUCGAACUGUGUUUAAAGUUCAACCCUGCCGAAAGGCCCUCGGCAAGGGAACUGCUUAAACACCCUUUCAUGAAGUUCCCAAAAAAGCGUUUGUCGUUAGAAAAUUAUCUGUCUUCCGUCCGACCUCUUUCGGUGUCGAAAGGUUCCUCCGAAAAUCAAGUUUCACCCAUUUCGCCAUACGUCGAAAGGUUGUUCCUCUCUACCGCGACAGAAAAGCCUGAAGAAAGCGGCUGGUCAUUUGGACCUUGA